UGGACUGCUUUUGCUUCGACUGCAACAUCUCAAGGAAAUAUCCCAGUGGCUGUUGAUGGGCUGAAACGACGUGAUAUUUGGGCAACAGCAAAAAAAGUAGUUUAGUGUUUAUUUAUUGAAGCUUGUUGAGUCCAAGUGCGUUGUCCGAGUCACUGUCAGUGCUGCAUAGCAGCUUGUUAUCGAGUCUGCGUUGCUUGGAACAUUCUGCGACGCCCCCUUCACUUAGCAUAGACAGCUAACUCAUUACUAACAUCCAGUCGCGUAACGUUAGAAGCGUUACUAACUAGUUAGCCAGCCAAGAUUUCAAAAGCCGAGGGGGCAGAAUGCAAGAGGACUAUUUGUGAGGAACGACCCCUAUCCACGUGCCAUGUCUUUGGUUUUCCCUCGACCCAACACCAACGCAGUCCACAGCAAGAAGGAUAAGAGACUGAUGGCAGAAGUGAAUGCAUCGCCACUCAAGCACUUUGUCACAGCAAAGAAGAAGAUCAACGGGAUCUUUGAACAGUUGGGGGCCUACAUCAAGGAGAGUGCUUCAUUUCUGGAUGAUACUUACAAAAAUGAAGAGCUGGACCCAGUCACCACAGAGGAGCAGGUCCAGGAGGUUCGUAGUUACCUUGCCAAGGUGGCAGGGAUUGGAGAAGUACUGGCCCGCAGGCAUAUGAAGGUUGUCUUCUUUGGGAGGACCAGUAAUGGGAAGAGCUCAGUGAUCAACGCCAUGCUGUGUGACAAGGUGCUGCCUUCUGGAAUAGGACACACUACCAACUGCUUCCUGAGGGUGGAGGGCACAGAUGGCAAUGAGGCCUUUCUCCUCACUGAAGGCUCUGAGGAGAAGAAGAGCAUAAAGACAGUGAACCAGCUGGCCCAUGCUCUCCACCAGGAUGAGGACCUGGAUGCCGGCAGCUUGGUCUGUGUCAUGUGGCCUAAAGCCAAGUGUGCUCUGCUCAGGGAUGAUCUGGUGUUGGUGGACAGCCCAGGUAUUGAUGUUACCACAGAACUAGACAGUUGGAUCGACAAGUUCUGUCUGGAUGCUGAUGUAUUUGUUCUGGUGGCUAACUCUGAGUCUACACUGAUGCAGACGGAGAAGUCCUUUUUUCACAAGGUCAAUGAGCGGCUCUCGAGUCCCAACAUUUUCAUCCUCAACAACCGCUGGGACGCCUCAGCCUCAGAACCUGAAUACAUGGAGGAGGUCCGCAUGCAGCAUAUGGACCGCUGCACCAAUUUUCUGGUGGAUGAGCUGGGUGUGGUGGACCGAGCCCAGGCCAGUGACCGCAUCUUCUUCGUCUCUGCCAAGGAAGUACUUCAAGCUCGUGUGCAGAAGGCUCAGGGAAUGCCUGAAGCAGGUGGCGCUCUUGCAGAGGGAUUUCAAGCCAGAAUGUUUGAGUUCCAGAACUUUGAGAGGCGAUUUGAGGAGUGUAUCUCACAGUCAGCGGUGAAGACCAAGUUUGAGCAGCACACUGUGAGGGCCAAACAGAUUUCUGAGGCUCUUCGCCGCAUUAUGGAUUCUGUACACAUUGCUGCACAAGACCAGAGGAUCUACUGCCUUGAGACCAAAGAGGACCGUCAGGACCGAUUGGAGUUUAUAGACAAGCAGUUGGACUUGUUGACUAUGGACUGUAAGGCCAAGAUCAAGAAGAUCACUGAGGAGGUUGAGAGACAGGUGUCUAAUGCCAUGUCAGAGGAGAUCCGCAAGCUCCAUGUGCUGGUGGAUGACUUCCAUAUGGACUUUCACCCAUCACCAGUGGUGCUCAAGGUCUACAAGAAUGAGCUCCACCGGCACAUAGAGGAGGGUCUGGGCAAGAACAUGUCAGAGAGGUGCUCCACAUCCAUCACCAGUGCCCUGCAGGCCACACAGAGCGACAUGAUCGAGGGUCUGAAGCCUCUCCUGCCCAACCCCGUCAGAGGGCAGGUAGACAAGCUGGUCCCUCGCCAGUGCUUCGGUCUCAGUUACGACCUAGCCUGUGACAAGCUUUGCAGUGACUUUCAGGAGGACAUCAGCUUCCAUUUUUCUCUGGGCUGGACCAUGCUGGUCAACCGCUUCCUGGGGCCCAAGAACACCCGACGGGCCCUCAUGGGUUACAACGACCAGGUCCCCAGACCCAUGGCCCUGACUCCAGUCAGCACCAGCAUGCCUCCAUUCCCACAAAGCUCCGUGACCCAGGAGGAGCUGAUGGUCUCCAUGGUGACUGGUCUUGCCUCCCUUACUUCCCGUACUUCCAUGGGUGUCCUUGUGGUGGGCGGCGUGAUUUGGAAGGCAGUGGGCUGGCGUCUGAUCGCCCUGUCCGUGGGUCUGUACGGACUCCUCUACAUCUACGAGCGGCUCACCUGGACCACCAAGGCCAAGGAGAGAGCCUUCAAGAGACAGUUUGUGGACUACGCCAGCGAGAAGCUGCAGCUCAUCGUCAGCUACACCGGAUCCAACUGCAGCCACCAAGUCCAGCAGGAGCUGGCAGGUGUGUUUUCUCAGCUGUGCCAGCAGGUUGACAUCACUCGUCAGAACCUCGAGGAUGAGAUCUCUGACAUGAACAUGAAGAUCGAGCUGCUGGACAGCCUACAGAGCAAGGCUAAGCUGCUGCGGAACAAGGCGGGCUGGCUGGACAGCGAGCUCAACAUGUUCACGCAGCAGUACCUCCACCACAGCAAGUAAACCACACAGAGCAUCCACCUGAGAGACUGAGCAACACCAGAGGAAUGUUAGGUACCCCUGCUGGAGAUUCCCCUCCAGCACUCUUCUCUAUUUACAAGCUAAUGAGAGAAAAUGCGCCACAUUACUGUGAAAGGAAGAUGAGGAACAGAAGGGUAUGUAAAAUAAGUGGCAUGAGUCACCAGGUGGUUGUGAUAUGGAUAUAUUGACUUGAGCUCAGGAUGGGAGUCCUGUCUUCAGCUGGUGACAUGUCUCACAAAAAUAAAGGGUUAAAACAGUGAAUCAGCUGUUAAAUAUCUGCCACUACAUGAAUUAAAAGGCAGAGACUCCAAAAGUGAACAUCCCCUCAGUGUGUAUGCUCAUUCUUGUCUUUGAGCACUCUGAUGUUAAGUUGUGGUGAUUUGCCAGGGAGCAUGAACCUGAGGUCUCUACAUGGCUGAUGGAUCUGACUCCAGAUCAGAGAUACAGCCUGAGCUCUCCUUGCAUCCCUAUUAGCUUUGUUGAGUGUUUUGUAUCAGCUUCUGUCAAAAACUCACACAGUCCUUUAAAUCUGAUUCCACUAAAUUCGGCCACAUGAAACUUGUGUAGAUUUGAUUUUGUACAUACAUUUUGAACAAUGGGUAAGUGCCAUGCUGAAGUAAAAGGCAGUCCACAUGAGGGAAUGGAGGAAAGUGUCUUAUGUUAGUAGGAUAAUGCAAAAUAAUCUUGUUGUCUUCUUGUAGUAUGCUUGGAAAAUGUAGCUUUUUCACAGAAUGAAGCUGUCAGAAAUAAUUAUCUUUGUGGGGUUAGAGGUUGCCAUGGGGGAAAUGC
This is a messenger RNA of Plectropomus leopardus (leopard coralgrouper), 3451 nucleotides long. RefSeq names its product mitofusin 2 (gene mfn2). Gene Ontology annotation, molecular function: GTPase activity; GTP binding. Lineage: Eukaryota; Metazoa; Chordata; Actinopteri; Perciformes; Serranidae. Gene Ontology annotation, biological process: mitochondrial fusion; mitochondrion localization. Gene Ontology annotation, cellular component: mitochondrial outer membrane. The record is from RefSeq and is a predicted model, not a curated record.